GGGACGGGAAAGGAGUCUGAUUCACAUAAUCCCCUGCCCAUCACUCCCAAAAUCCCUUGGAGCUAUAGCUAACCCAAUGACUGGUGGGUGAAGUAGGGUGGGGUUGAGUGAGGGUACACCGGUUUAGUCGUUUACUCCACAAGUGUUUAGCGUUCUAGUGCUACAGAGUACCACACAGGCAAAGACUGAGCCACUGCCACGCAGCAGCCCCUGGACGGAUAUGCAUGCCUAUUUAUAGCUAAUCCUGUUUCUGUGAGGUCGUGCUCUCUACUGUCCCUGAGACGGAGCAAUCGGAGUUAAGCGCCGCUGGCGUGCUGUCGUCGAGAGGGCUGGCAAAGGAUGCAGCUAGGCAGCAGACCGGGCUCCAUUCGUGUGUGUGACCGUUGAUGGGCAGAUAGACAGGGCUCUUCUGGAUGUUUCUGACAUGGCGGAUUCCCUUCACCUCGGCACACGAGCCUUGCCCCACCGGCGGGCCCCCUCUUUGGCUCACCUAUGUAGCCUUGUGAGGACUUAAGCCAACAUCAACAGCCAAGAUGAGAGAGUGGGCUUACAGGAAUCAAAUUAAAAUGGCUUUCUACAUGUCCAAGUCUAAGGAGUCAAGCGACAUACACCCCUGAGAAAUAACAGCAGUUUAUGGGAAAUACCGUAUUUUGCCUCUGAGGAUUUUACUUGCCUUUUUGGGAAAGCCUCUCACCACCACCCUUGAGUGGUGCGCUGUAGAGGAGACAUGGCCAGCAACUCAUUCCGUGGGUCAAAGCGUGGUCGACAUGCACAGGCCAAUCAUGAUGUCGGAGACUUCAACUGCUCUCUCAAGGAGCUGCGGUCUCUCAUGGAACUCAGGGGACCUGAGGGAAUAGCUAGAAUCCAGGAAUGUUACGGAGAUGUCGAAGGACUAUGUACCAGACUAAGAACAUCACCUAUUCAUGGUUUAGGAGGCCAUGCCGACGACAUUGCCAGGAGGAAAGAGGAGUUUGGACAAAACGUUAUACCUCCAAAAAAGCCAAAAACAUUUCUCCAGUUAGUGUGGGAAGCGUUGCAAGAUGUGACACUAAUCAUCCUCGAAGUGGCAGCCAUCAUUUCAUUAGGCCUUUCUUUUUAUAGACCUCCAGAUGCCGAAAGGGAAAAUUGUGGAAAGGCAGCGGGAGGGGUGGAGGAUGAGGGGGAGGCAGACGCGGGCUGGAUUGAGGGUGCAGCCAUCCUCCUGUCCGUCGUCUGUGUGGUCCUGGUGACAGCGUUCAAUGACUGGAGCAAAGAGAAGCAGUUCCGCGGGCUACAGAGCCGCAUCGAACAGGAGCAGAAGUUCACGGUGGUCCGCGGAGGCCAAGUCGUCCAGGUCCACGUGGCUGAGAUCGUAGUCGGCGACGUUGCACAAGUGAAAUACGGUGACCUUCUUCCUGCUGAUGGUGUGCUGAUCCAGGGAAAUGAUUUGAAAAUCGAUGAAAGCUCUCUCACCGGUGAAUCCGACCAUGUCAAGAAGACUUUGGACAACGAUCCAAUGCUGCUGUCAGGUACCCACGUCAUGGAGGGUUCUGGGAAGAUAUUGAUCACAGCAGUAGGUGUCAACUCCCAGACAGGCAUCAUUUUCACCCUGCUCGGAGCCGGCGAAGACGAAGACGACGAUGAGGAGGAGAAAGCAGAGAAGGAAAGGAAAAAAAGGGAAAGGGAGGAGAAGAAGAAGGAGAAAGAGAGGAGAAAGAAAGAGAAGAAAGAAAAGAAGGACAAGAAGGACAAACUGGACAAGAAAAAUAAAAGAGAUGAGAAAAACAAGAAAGGUAAGUCUCAGGAUGGUGCAGGCGUGGAGAUGCAGGCCCUCAACAGUGACGAUGAAGGAGAGGAGAAGAAGAAAGCCCACCCGAAGAAGGAGAAGUCUGUGCUCCAGGGGAAAUUGACCAAAUUAGCGGUGCAGAUCGGCAAAGCGGGCCUGUUCAUGUCAGGGUUGACAGUCAUCAUCCUGAUAACUCUGUUUAUGGUGGACACCUUCUGGAUCCAGGGCCUACCAUGGAUCGCGGACUGCACGCCCAUCUACAUUCAGUUCUGCGUCAAGUUCUUCAUCAUUGGUGUUACCGUGCUUGUGGUGGCCGUCCCCGAAGGCCUCCCCCUGGCCGUCACCAUCUCACUUGCGUAUUCUGUCAAAAAAAUGAUGAAAGACAACAACCUGGUGAGGCACCUGGAUGCCUGUGAAACCAUGGGCAACGCCACAGCCAUCUGCUCUGACAAAACGGGGACGUUAACCAUGAACAGGAUGACCGUGGUCCAGGCUUAUCUGGGAGACAGGCACUACAGGGUGGUUCCUGAGUCUGACCUCAUCCCAGGCAAAGUCUUGGACCUGCUCAUUACGGGCAUCGGAGUCAACUGUGCUUACACUUCCAAGAUCAUGUCUCCUGAGAAGGAGGGCGGGCUGCCACGCCAGGUGGGCAACAAGACCGAAUGUGCCUUGCUGGGCUUUGUCUUGGAACUGAGACGUGACUAUAUGACCAUCCGCAACGAGAUCCCAGAGGAGAAGCUCUUCAAGGUCUACACCUUCAACUCAGUCAGGAAGUCCAUGAGCACAGUGCUGAAGAACGCAGACGGGAGCUACAGGAUGUUCAGCAAAGGAGCCUCCGAGAUUCUCCUAAAGAAGUGUUGUAAGAUCAUGACAGCAAGUGGGGAGGCUAAGGUCUUCAAGCCCAGGGACAGAGACUAUGUGGUGAAGAAUGUGAUCGAGCCCAUGGCCUCCGAGGGCCUGAGGACCAUAUGCCUGGCCUACAGGGACUUCCCCCCGGUCGACGGCGAGCCUGACUGGGAAAACGAAACUGACAUCCUCACCGGCCUCACCUGUUUGUGUGUGGUGGGCAUCGAGGACCCUGUGCGGCCAGAGGUUCCUGACGCCAUUAAGAGGUGUCAGCGCGCUGGCAUCACGGUGCGCAUGGUCACAGGGGACAACAUCGACACGGCUCGAGCCAUUGCCAGUAAGUGUGGCAUAGUGCACCCCGGAGAUGACUUCCUCUGUAUAGACGGCAAAGAGUUCAACCGACGGAUAAGAAACCAACUGGGAGAGAUUGAGCAAGAACGCAUUGAUAAGAUUUGGCCUAAACUCCGUGUGCUUGCAAGAUCCUCACCCACUGACAAACAUACUUUAGUAAAAGGUAUAAUGGAUAGCACUGUACUAGAACCAAGACAAGUUGUUGCUGUAACAGGAGAUGGCACUAAUGACGGCCCUGCCUUGAAGAAAGCGGAUGUUGGAUUUGCCAUGGGCAUUGCGGGCACGGACGUAGCCAAAGAGGCCUCAGACAUCAUCCUGACAGACGACAACUUCAGCAGCAUCGUCAAGGCGGUGAUGUGGGGGCGGAACGUCUACGACAGCAUCUCCAAGUUCCUCCAGUUCCAGUUGACAGUCAACGUGGUGGCCGUCAUCGUGGCCUUCACAGGAGCCUGCAUCACACAGGACUCUCCUCUCAAAGCUGUCCAGAUGCUGUGGGUGAACCUGAUCAUGGACACCUUUGCCUCCCUGGCCCUGGCCACUGAGCCCCCCACCGAGUCUCUGCUGCUGAGGAAACCGUAUGGCCGGAACAAGCCCCUCAUCUCCCGCACCAUGAUGAAGAACAUCCUGGGCCAUGCUGUCUACCAGCUUACUGUCAUCUUCACCCUGCUCUUCACCGGAGAGCAGAUUUUCGACAUUGACAGUGGGAGGUAUGCGCCUCUCCAUGCCCCUCCCUCGGAACAUUACACCAUUGUUUUCAACACCUUCGUCAUGAUGCAGCUCUUCAAUGAAAUCAACGCUCGCAAGAUCCACGGCGAGCGCAACGUCUUUGACGGCAUCUUCAAAAACAUGAUCUUCUGCUCCAUUGUGUUCGGAACGUUCGUCAUCCAGAUCGUGAUCGUUCAGUUUGGAGGGAAACCUUUCAGCUGUGUGGGCCUCAGCAUCGACCAGUGGCUCUGGUGUGUGUUCUUGGGCUUUGGAUGUCUUCUAUGGGGCCAGGUGGUCACCACUGUCCCCACCAGUCGGCUGAAGUUCCUGAAGUCUGCAGGUCAUGGUACGCAGCAGGAGGAGAUCCCUGAGGAUGAGCUGGAGGAGAUGGAGGACCUGGACGAGAUCGACCAUGGUGAGAUGGAGAUGAGAAGGGGGCAGGUGCUCUGGUGCAGAGGCCUAGGCAGGAUCCAGACUCAGAUCCGUGUAGUGAAUGCCUUCCAAGACACGUUGUCCCCCUACGAAGGCCUGGAGACCCCUGAGUCCCGCAACUCGAUCCACAACUUCAUGACCACCCCGGAGUUCCGGAUAGAAGACUCGGAGCCGCAGAUCCCCCUCAUCGACGACACAGAGGGGGAGGACGAUGCUCCCACCAAGCGCAACGCUGCACAGACCCUGCCCCCACCCUCGACGCUGGCAACCCUUCCGUCCACGCCCAACCAGAACAACAAUGCUGUGGACAGGAUCAUCCCCUUAUACAAAGAGAGCCCAAAGACUGGCGGGAUCCACCAGAGCGCUGCGCUGCCGCCGCGCCCUGGGAGCCCGCUGCACAGCCUGGAGACCUCCCUCUGAGCUGGGCUCGAAUACCAGUAAUUACCCACUCACCUCAGCCCACUUAACAAUACCAAGACGUGGGGAGAGAGGGCUUCUGGAAGCCUCAUGGGUUUCUGUUUUUACUUAUAUGUUUGGUUCCUAAAGCAUUUUUGGGUCUUGUAUCGAGGAGAGGUGCACAUUUUGCAUGGAAGAAUUAUAGACCGUUUUUUUUUUUCAAAUUAAAUGAACAGGGAGACUGGUAUGCAUUGCUGUACAUCAGCAGUACUUCUAAAGAAUUCAUGCAUUGGCUAUUUAUAUUUUUAUGAUUUCAUUCAUGUUGUGAAAGCAACCCUGUUUACACGUUUGUGAAACUUUGACUGUCCGUGAAAAACCAAUGUUAUAAUAUGUACAAAGUGGGGCUGCAUACUGCAAAAUGAAAAAAUAAAUAAUGUAUUUUAGAUAUUGCUGUCUUUUAGGAGAAAAUUAAGGUUUCUGUUGAAACUGAACUAACAUGCCUGCAGGUACUAUUUGGUGUGUUUUUGUCUAGGUACAUAGAAAUAUCUAGCGAAGUAAUAAGAAAUUGGUUUUAAAUGUUUAUAAGAAGACAGGAAAAUAACUGGGAAAAUGUCCUCAAAUAUCCAUGUUCACACUUCCACACUGUAAAUAUUAAAAGACAUGCUCCGGUACUUUGGCGACUAAGAAAUAGUUUUUUAAACCUCCAGCUUUGGGCUGGAUGUGUCAAUAUGUAGUACAUGCCUGCAUAAUCUAUGAGCAUAAUUACUGUCUUAUCUCAAUUAGCCAAGAAAUCCUUAUUUUGAAAGUGGUUGUUUCCUUGAAGUUUUGCACCGCAAUUUUCCCAACUUUCCCCCCCACGUGGGUCACCCCCAUAGCAAUUCAAGUUCUAGCCAAUGAGCUUCAACAUUUGAGUGACAGCUAGCAGGAAGCCUGCCCAGUGUUAUCCAAUGAAGUUGCAGGGCAGGCCCAACAGCUCAGUGGACACGAGAGAGAGAGAGAGGGAGAGAGAGAAAUGACAUGGUGCACAUUUCCACACACAUGUGACGUAGUAAGCAAUCUUCAGGGACCACUUUCGGCUCGUGAGUGCUGCUACUUUCAGAACUACUGGCUAAAAAGUAUACAAAAGUACCGGAGAAUCUCUUUAACGUUGUUCCAAAACUCAAUUUCAUGACUGCUGGAAAGUGGUGGAGCUCCUAUUUGUGUCCUUAGUGCUUCCAAUCUAGACCACUGAUCAUAAGCACUGACCACUGAUCCAUUGAAAGGCUCAUUAUGAAUCCAGAAUAAGACCCAUACGUUACACAAAAAGAGAGGAGAAACCCGUUGCUGUUUCAGAUGUUUCCCUAGAGAACAUUUUGGAAAGCGAGUAGAUUGUUAUUUUUAGGAUUUUGAAAUCAAGAGAAAGUUGUUGUUUGAUCAAAAAUAACCUAAUUCAAUUUAUUGAAUGGUUUUAAGGACCUGAGUGUUAUUUCACAAAAUAGUAUCAAUGGGUUCGUCCAGCUAACUGAAAUAACUUGAUUCUCCGUAUAGGAAACAGAAAAUACUCAAGACACAAAAGAUUUUCGACUCUCAGCACAGAGUACUUUAUUGCACUAAACCUCCUUUAGGGAGACUUACAUUUUGUAAAAUAUAGCCUAGCUUUGUAUCUUCUUAGAGAGAGCUAAGUAGCUUUCAUCUGUCACAAAAGUCAAGGUAUCAUCAGUUGGGAGAGGAUUGAAAAUGAUUCAAAAUGUUUUGCAAGCCUAAAGUCAAAAUACCCUCAUACUGUCAUUGGAAAUAGCCUAUAUGUUUACCAAGUGCUAAAAAAAAACAGGAAUGCUAGAACAAAAAAAAGAGGUCCUGAGCAGUGGAGAACUGUAUUUCAAAAAAUCGUUUUGUUACAUUAUGGUCUAAGAAUGAUUAACUUCGUUACACUUUUUUUUAUGCAACUUUUCACAGUGCAGGACCAAUUUUAUGUUUGUGGAAUCCAUGUCAAGGUCACAGUUAAUUUGACUACAUAUUUACUUUGGAUUUCUUCCUUGUGUUGCAAUUACAAACUGCAUCUGAAGAUGGGUAUAAAUCCAAAGAAAGUGCUUAGGUGGUAAAAAUGGGAGAAUGUUUCCGUAGUGUUGUGUUUCUCUGUAGUUUCAUUCCACAAAUGGGAAUGAAUGCUUAUCAAUCUCUUUAUGGAUUAUACAUUUUUAUAUCUCAAUAUUUGGUUAAAAAAAAUUAAAAUAAAAGUACUUAAUGUCUGUUUAAUUUGAGCAGUGUAAAUGUAAAUGGUUCUUGUGGUUGAUAUUUAUUUUUGAAACUUAUUGAGUACUGUGUAUGGUUUUUGAAAAUAAAGGAUUCAUAUUUAGCUUA
Molecule: messenger RNA, 6835 nt
Organism: Oncorhynchus tshawytscha (Chinook salmon)
Lineage: Eukaryota; Metazoa; Chordata; Actinopteri; Salmoniformes; Salmonidae
Product: plasma membrane calcium-transporting ATPase 1-like
Exons: 21
Coding region: 728-4519 (1263 amino acids)
Biological process (GO): calcium ion transmembrane transport; regulation of cytosolic calcium ion concentration
Cellular component (GO): intracellular membrane-bounded organelle; membrane
Molecular function (GO): PDZ domain binding; P-type calcium transporter activity; ATP hydrolysis activity
Source: RefSeq, a predicted model, not a curated record